Messenger RNA from Suillus fuscotomentosus, 1506 nucleotides. RefSeq lists its product as uncharacterized. The coding region runs from base 1 to 1506 and encodes 501 amino acids. NCBI's taxonomy places the organism in Eukaryota, Fungi, Basidiomycota, Agaricomycetes, Boletales, Suillaceae. The record is from RefSeq and is a predicted model, not a curated record. The transcript has 9 exons. Gene Ontology annotation, molecular function: GTPase activity.
AUGUCAGACGACAAAACAUUUCGCACGUCUCGACUGACCUUCAAGGGGUACAAUAACGAUUUCAUCACGUCCAUCUCUGCACCAUUUCUUCACCUGGUGGAGGGCGUGUACCAAUACGCUCGAAUCGACCACUACUAUAUCUGCAUCCUUGUCACCCCUGGCCUCCUGGCUCGAUUUUCUGGGUUUUUGCACCUUGGCCUCACUGUGCUCUCUUUCAGGUGUAUGGUUGAUAACACCGCGACGUGGCCGCGUCAACUUGAAGCUAAGGCUCAUCAAUGCCGCGUCACAUGCGUGUCACGCCGCGUCAAGAUAGCUACUUACUCAGCAUAUGCCAUUCUACAGUUAAUUCGAUUUGGUCUGCCCAGGGAAGACUUCCCUUUUACCACCAUGAGCGCGUCUCUGAACGCUCAACCGGGCACGAGCUCGAAAACAAAACCACAUGUCAUCAUCACGAUCGGGAUGGCGGGGGCUGGCAAGUCCACCUUCGUGCAGCGCAUUACCUCCUACCUCCACUCGCAAAAUCCUCCACAACCGCCAUACAUCCUAAACCUUGACCCAGCGGUUACUCAUGUGCCAUUCGAGGCCAACAUUGAUAUCCGGGAUACUGUAAACUACAAAGAAGUCAUGAAACAGUAUAACCUAGGACCGAACGGUGGCAUUUUGACUGCCUUGAAUCUUUUUACGACGAAAUUUGAUCAGGUUCUGGAGUUGGUCGAGAAGAGGGCUGACACAGUUGAUCACAUAAUUCUUGACACUCCGGGGCAAAUUGAGAUUUUUACUUGGUCAGCAUCUGGUGCUAUCAUCACGGAUGCCGUUGCUUCCUCGUUUCCCACUGUGGUGGCGUACAUCAUCGACACCCCACGGACGACAGCUCCAGCGACAUUCAUGUCUAACAUGCUGUAUGCCUGCAGUAUUAUGUACAAGACAAAAUUACCAUUCAUCCUGGUCUUUAACAAGACGGACGCACAACCUCACGAUUUUGCUAUCGAAUGGAUGCAAGAUUUUGAGGCAUUUCAAGUCGCUCUUGCGUCCCAUUCAGGAUCGAGGGACUCUGAAGGUGAACCGACUUAUAUGAACAGUUUGAUGAAUAGCAUGAGUCUCGUUUUGGACGAAUUCUACAAACACCUCAAGGCUGUCGGCGUCUCAAGUACAACAGGUGCCGGUAUCAAGGAAUUUUUCGAUGCGGUGGAGGAGUCUCGUGAAACAUAUAGGACUGAAUAUCUCCCAGAACUUGAACGCGCCCGCGCGGCACGGGAAAAAUCACUGCAGGAUAUAAAAGAGGACUCAAUAAAUCGCCUGAUGAAAGAUCUUGCCGUUGAUCGUGCGGCAAAUCCCAAGGCAGCCGCAGAAGACCGCUGGGCGUCAGACGAGGAAGAUAUCGAUGAUGACGACGAGCUGGAAGUCAACCUGAUCGAUCGGAGUGAAGAACCAUAUCCUGGCCAAUACAUCGACGUCACGCGUAUGCGAGGACACAGUGAGAACAUAAACUGGCCGAACCCGGGAUGA